Manduca sexta (tobacco hornworm) is the source of this 2676-nucleotide messenger RNA. RefSeq names its product E3 ubiquitin-protein ligase MYCBP2-like. Gene Ontology annotation, cellular component: nucleus. Lineage: Eukaryota; Metazoa; Arthropoda; Insecta; Lepidoptera; Sphingidae. The coding region runs from base 1 to 2676 and encodes 891 amino acids. The record is from RefSeq and is a predicted model, not a curated record. The transcript is spliced from 13 exons.
AUGUGGGAUACUAUAUCAUUAUGGAAACUUUGUUCGUGUUUUUGGGACGAAUGCGCCGGUAUGUGGAGUGGUUUUGGUGAUCUAACCGGCGAUAUCGCCUCGUGGGUUCCUUCCAGCGAUGACAUUCCAUCUGUAACAGAAGAAGUGACUUGUGCUGAUGACAGCAAAUUCGCUUUACCGAAUUGCGACCGUCUCACAGAAAUUGACCUGUCGGAGGCGACGUUCCCGUUUGGCUUCGUGCCGAUCAAGCGGGCCAGGACCGGCAGCAAUGAAAUGAGUUCUUCUCAAUCCACGAAAAGGAUACAACGACGCAGCAACGGCAAUAGUGAAGAAUGGUGGUCAGCGAGCAAACAACGUUGUAGUGACAAUUAUAGAGACGUCAACACUAUACUCGAGACGGAGAUUGUACCGGAGUCACAGGAAGUAGCUGAAGAAGGCCAAGUAGAAACGACAAUCGAUGUGGCUGAAAACAAGACCGGCAGUCGCCUUGCGCAAACCGGCACGCAGACUUCGCCCGACAGCGCCGCCGACGAAGCCGUCUCACGCGUACAUUUUUUCACUGCUACCUCGAAGAAUGAAGGCCUGGUAAGCACGAAGACCGCUGCUCGGGAGCGCUUUCCUCGAAACGCAUACUAUAAGCGUGCAGCCUCGCUCCCCCCUGCCCGCCCGCCCAGCGCCCACGCCCCUCUGCCUAAGAAACACGCAAUCAGUCCAACACAGGCUGAGUGCCUGCGCGCCAUAUUCGCAGCUCUUUUGUGGCAUGAAGGCAUAGUCCACGAUGCCAUAGCGUGUGCUGCAUUCCUCAAGUUCCACCCGCAGCUGCCCAAGCAGGGUGCACGCGUUGUGACGCGACAACCGCAUGACGUUCAGCCGCCGCGACACCAGCGACACUCCGUUGAAGUGUCCAAUGCAGGACAAUACCUGCGUAUACACCCUUCCACACUAGAAUCGUUGACUCGUUCGGGUGUAGAAGCUACUACGAGUCGUAUGCGCAAAACCGAUCUUGAUGCGCCGAUACGAGAGGAGGAACCACAUGCUAGUGCUUCGGCGCAUUCGCAAGCUCAGACUAGUGCUCCAACGCAGUCAGCACCAGAAGCUACUGGUCUGACGCAGUCGCAAUUAGAAGCUAGAGCUCCGACACAGUCGCAACCGGGAGCUAAUGCAAUGACGCAGUCGCAACCGCAUGAUAGUGACUCGACACAGUCCAAACCACAAGCUAAAGCUCUGGCGCAGUCAAAAUCGGAAACUGCUUCCCCGGCACAUUCGAAACCACAAGCUAGUGCUUCAGCGCAGUCAAAACUGGAUACUAGUUCCCCAGCACAUUCGAAACCAAAGGAUAGUGCUCCGGCGCAGUCAAAAUUGGAUACUGGUUCCCCAGCGCAUUUGAAACCACAGACUACUGCUCCGGCGCAGUCAAAGCUAGAUACUAGUUCCCCAGCACAUUCGAAACCACAGGCUGCUCCAGCACAGUUAAAACCGGAUACUAGUUCCCCAGCGCAUUCGAAACUACAGGGUCCUCUGGCGCAGUCAAAGCCGGAUCCUAGUUCCUCGGCGCAUUUGAAACCGCAGGCUAGCGAUUCGGCGCAGUCAAAACCCGAGAGUAGUUCCCCGGCGCAUUCGAAGCCGCAGACUAGUGCUCCACCGCAGUCACAACCUCAAACUAGCGCACUGGCGCAGGCUAAACCGAAAACUAGUGCCACAGAGCAGGCACAACCACAUGACAGUGCCUCAGCGCAGACGCAAAUGCAGACUGGAACCCCAGUGAAGUCGCAACCUAAGGAUAGUUCUAUGGCUGAGUCACAACAUGAGGCUAGUACUUUCGCGCAGUCGCAACCGCACACCAGUACUGCAAGUACAUCGUCCACGGUGGUGAACGUGCUGCCGCCUGCCAUGCGCGCGCUCGUCGCGCUGUGGGACGCUCUGUACGAUGCUGAUCAGUUCGCCUCUGUUACGGACAAGUUUCGAAAAGAUAUAACCGAGAGAAAUGAAAAUGAAGACAUACGAUCGACAAGUGGCAUUCGGAAGAAGAGGGAUUGGAAAACAUCAACUUAUUACAAAUCGCCUUAUUCAGUGCGUUGCGAGCUGUGCGCCGGCAGCAGCGUGUCGCCCCCACUGGCGGCGCACAUGCGACACUCGCACGCCGGGUGCCGCGGGCCCACCACGCGCGGGUACGACCGCGCCGGCGUCUACCGCCGCGCAGACACGCCCGCGCCCGUCGACACGCCCGCCACCGCCUGCGGACAACUUGCACAAGGCAUUCAUCAACUGUGGUACUUAUACUGCGAAAAGUGCCGCGAUAAGGGCUUAAAAGCGGCAUCAUGCGCAAAACUCAAGAGCAAGACAAUGUCAGACGCACCGUAUGAUCGCAUUGAGAAUAACAUGGAGGUCGAUCAUCACGUCGUCAAGGAAAACGCUCUGUUUCUACUCGAAUUGGGGCCACUCAACAACUCUGAACCGUUAACAUCAUCGCCAUGGCAUGAGAGCGCAUCUCGCAGCCCUCCCACGCCGCCGGGCAGCGUGUGGCAGCCUGCGCCUCCGUUCCAGUGCCUUGCAUCCUUGGGAGCCGCUCCUCGAACGAACGUCACUGAAACAACAGCGCGAUACCACUCCCUAGGCCGACCACCCCCACCGCCUGUUGCACCCCUGGCAAGUGUUAUGAUGUUACUUAGGCUUUAG